This is a messenger RNA of Prunus mume (Japanese apricot), 1193 nucleotides long. It is a transcript of the gene RABA1C, whose product is annotated as RAB GTPase homolog A1C. Gene Ontology annotation, molecular function: GTPase activity; GTP binding. The record is from RefSeq and is a predicted model, not a curated record. Lineage: Eukaryota; Viridiplantae; Streptophyta; Magnoliopsida; Rosales; Rosaceae.
AUUUGAAGUUCCCCGAGACACCUCCACGCCACCCCCUCUUCUCUCUUUACAGACAGCAGUCUUUCACAGGUCUGACACGCCUCCGAAAAGCCGAAAGGUUGAAAAAAGAAACACCGAAAACUUACAAGCAAACAAAUUUUCAGAGGGAGACAAAAUAGGGGAAGAGAUCUAAAGAACAAGAUCACCAUUUUCUCUUCAGCUUCUUCUUGGAAGCCGAAAGAACGUAGCUUUGUCUGUGUUGCAAUGGCUGGGUACAGAGCUGAAGAUGACUACGAUUAUCUCUUCAAAGUGGUGCUGAUCGGAGACUCGGGCGUGGGCAAGUCCAACUUGCUCUCCAGGUUCACCAGGAACGAGUUCAGCCUCGAGUCCAAGUCCACCAUCGGCGUUGAGUUCGCCACCCGGAGCUUGGAUGUCGAUGGAAAAGUCAUUAAGGCCCAGAUUUGGGACACUGCUGGUCAAGAAAGGUACCGAGCGAUAACUAGUGCUUACUAUCGAGGGGCUGUGGGUGCACUACUUGUGUACGAUGUCACUCGGAAUUCGACAUUUGAAAGUGUGGAAAGGUGGUUAAAGGAGUUAAGAGACCAUACUGAUCCCAACAUUGUUGUCAUGCUUGUUGGUAACAAAUCAGAUCUUCGUCACCUUGUUGCGGUCUCAACAGAGGAUGGAAAAUCCUUUGCUGAGAGGGAGUCUCUCUACUUCAUGGAAACUUCUGCACUCGAAGCAACCAAUGUGGACAAUGCAUUUGCUGAAGUCCUUACCCAGAUCUUUCGUGUCGUGAGCAGGAAGGCCAUGGAGGCUGGAGAUGAAGCUGCUGCUUCAGCUGUUCCUUCCCAGGGAGAGAAAAUCGAUAUCAGUAAAGAUGUUUCGGCUGUGAAGAAAGGUGGCUGUUGCUCAAGCUAGAGUUUGAAUCUGCACCAGAUGUAGCUGGGUUUAUGUUUGCCGCAUCUGUUUCUCUGUAGACCGUGGUUGUGUAGAAUUUUUUCUAGAUCUCGGAGAUGUCUUUACUUCCAUUGUCAUUAUCAUUAAUUACCCAAGACAGAUGUUUAGCUGGUGAAGAUAAGCUUGUUUAGAAACAGAUGUUACAUGUCUCACUUUCACAUAGGUGUUGAAUGGGGCACAUUUGCACCAGAAUUCUGUACUUCAAGAAUUAUUCUUCAGAACACCAAUUAAUUGAAAUUGUUUAUUCGACCCCA